AUUUGUAAAUUGCUGACUUCAUUUCAAUAGUGACUUCGGCGUUUUGAAGUUUUAAACGAAUUUGUUAAAAAGUAUUCUAUAAAAGAUGUUCCUGACUAGAAGUGAAUAUGAUAGAGGUGUUAACACCUUUUCACCUGAAGGAAGAUUAUUCCAAGUUGAAUAUGCCAUAGAAGCUAUAAAAUUGGGUUCUACAGCCAUUGGUAUAUCCACAUCGGAAGGUGUUGUUUUAGCAGUAGAAAAAAGAAUAACUUCGCCACUCAUGGAACCCACCACUAUUGAAAAAAUUGUUGAAGUUGAUAAACACAUUGGAUGUGCUGUUUCUGGGCUUAUGGCUGAUUCUAGAACCAUGAUUGAUAGGGCAAGAAUAGAAUGCCAAAACCAUUGGUUUGUUUACAACGAAAACAUGAGCGUUGAAUCUUGUGCCCAAGCGGUUUCGAAUUUGGCCAUUCAGUUCGGCGAUUCCGACGACGACGGGGCGGCCAUGUCCAGACCCUUUGGAGUUGCCAUUUUGUUCGCCGGAAUUGACGAAAAGGGUCCCCAGCUAUACCACAUGGACCCUUCGGGCACUUUCGUUCAAUUCGACGCGAAAGCGAUUGGUUCCGGUUCGGAGGGAGCGCAGCAGAGCCUUCAGGAGGUUUACCAUCGCAGCAUGACCUUGGCGGAGGCUACCACGUCCGCUUUGACCAUCCUCAAGCAGGUCAUGGAGGAGAAAUUGAACUCUUCCAACGUGGAAGUCAUGACAAUGACCCCGGAUAACUUUUUCCACAUGUUUGCCAAGGAACAGGUCGAGGAGGUAAUUUCAAAGAUAUCCUAAAUUUUCGCGCAAAAUUAUUACUAUUUAAUAAGCAUAAAAAAAUAAUAAUUGUGUUAACACGUUUUUAUAUACAAAUAAUAAACAUUUGAAAUGUGGGGUAUAAUAUUUUUACCCAGAUACUCUUCCAUUUCCAAUUUUCCUUCUUUACUAUAUUUUAUGGAAAUUUUAUCCAGCUG
Messenger RNA from Brassicogethes aeneus, 990 nucleotides. The record is from the annotation of a GenBank genome assembly. NCBI's taxonomy places the organism in Eukaryota, Metazoa, Arthropoda, Insecta, Coleoptera, Nitidulidae.